CAGGCUGUGGGCGGAAAGGAGGAGCCGGAGAAAGUGGCGUCUGGACACAGAGAGGCCCCGGACCCCGCAGAGGCCCCCUGUUCUGCUGGCUCCGCCCCCGCUACCCCCACCCACACUGGGUGUAGAAAUACUGCUGCAGUCCCGGCCACCACCCACUGCACUGCGACCCUGUAGGGACUUCGCCUCUGAGUCUCAGCACCUGCCUGGCUGUGGUCUGCGCCAAUGGCUAAAGGUCCCUUUGUGCGCAAGUCGUGGGAUCCAGAGCAGAUGUAUUUCGCCUCUGACCCUGAGUCCGAGGGCCUGUUCGAUAAACCGCCCCCGGAGGAAAGCCACACGGCCCGUGCACCCAAGUCGGCGUACUGGGCUGGCAGGAAAUCUGGUCGGCGCGCUGGCGGGAGAGCUUCAGGGAACCGCGCUGGGCAAUCCCGAAAGGCCGCCGCGCGCCCGGAGCCCGAGCCCAAGCCCAAGGAAGAGGAUCCUUUGGUGGAGGAGCCUCUGGAGGACGAGGGCUGCUAUCUCGACCACUUCCCGCACCUCUCCAUCUUCAUCUACGCGGCCAUCGCCUUCUCCAUUACUUCCUGCAUUUUCACCUAUAUCCAUUUGCAGCUUGCCUAAGCGGCCAGGGUCGGACGGAAAGGGCGCAGAUUCGGGGUGGGGGUGGGGAAGGUUGGGGUAGGGGAAAGAGAAACGCAGCCUUUUGUUCUGGAGAUGCGCUGAGCCCCUUUCAUUUAGCAUUUGCUGUUUUUCUUUGUUGUUGCUUUGUCUAACUGUCCAAAGUCGCUGCCGGCAAUGAAUUAGCGGUGCUGCUUGCGCCCACGCAUGGAGUGCAAUUAGUCUCUUACCCUUUAGGACCCUAGAUUGAAUUGAACCCCAUUUGUAAUUAAGAUGAUGUCUCUGUAGCCUACCACUUUGUAAUGUGAGGGCCCAGUGUUUCUGUGUUUGUAGAGCGCAGAAUGAGUCCAGCCUUCUGUGCUUAAAGGAUGAACCAGACCGGAGCCCGCGGUCUCCCAGAGUACCGAGAGGAGAGUGGGUGCCCUGGCUGUAGUGCUGGAGCCAUGUUGUUGCGUAGCUCAAAAUGAGCCAGCUGCGUCUACGAGCUGUUUCAGUCACAACUCUGCGCGCCUGGCGGACCUGGGAGAUCAGCGGGUAUGGCUGGAAGCUGGAGGUUUUGCGGCUACCAGGAGGACCCAAGGCCUGUAGUAAGCCGAGCUGAACGUCAGAAAGCCACCGCUCAAGGCAGGUGUUUGAACUGUGUGGAAUAGGAGACCACAAACCUUCAGGGACGGAGGACUAGAAUCGUGGAUUCCGUUGCCAUGAGACCGAGGGCCUUUCUUUGUUGGGGUCCAUGGGAGGACUAUGCUAGAGAAUUCUCAGGCGACUGAAUCUAAGGCACCAAGAUGAAGGGGCUGGGCUUGGGACUGUCGAGAACAUGAGUUCCUGCUGCACCUGUUUUCUCAGAACCCCCCUUUGCAGGUUAUUUGCCUAUCUUCGUUUACUCGCGAAUGCCAGCUGUCCAAAUGCAGCACUCCUGCACUGCUAUGCUCUAUGGAAAUGUCUAUGUGCUAUGUCUGAUGGAAUAAAAACCAUUCUCAGUC
Molecule: messenger RNA, 1595 nt
Organism: Alexandromys fortis (reed vole)
Lineage: Eukaryota; Metazoa; Chordata; Mammalia; Rodentia; Cricetidae
Gene: Smim48
Exons: 2
Coding region: 223-615 (130 amino acids)
Source: RefSeq, a predicted model, not a curated record